Messenger RNA from Triticum aestivum (bread wheat), 1961 nucleotides. RefSeq lists its product as uncharacterized. The coding region runs from base 1532 to 1858 and encodes 108 amino acids. The transcript has 3 exons. The record is from RefSeq and is a predicted model, not a curated record. NCBI's taxonomy places the organism in Eukaryota, Viridiplantae, Streptophyta, Magnoliopsida, Poales, Poaceae.
CCCAUUUCUCAUUCGGGCAGUACUGUUCGAAUCGGCAGAGACAGGGAGCGAGCGAGAGGGAGAGCACUUGAGCGGCGGAGAAGAGGAGGCGAUUUCAUUGUGUUCAUGUCGUUCCGGAGAAGCCCCUCGCUGGAGCUUGAUUUUCUCUUUGAUUCCCAGUUGCCUCGGUUGCUUGUUCUUGUCCCCCUCCCCCUGUGUGAUUUCGGAUGUUUCUACCCCUGUAGCUUCCAGAUCUAGCUCUAUUUUUGCUUGGUUUCGUGGUGUGUGUAGGUUGCUAGGUGUUGUUGUGGAUUUUGUUAGCUCUUGUAGAUGCAAUUGUUGGUUCUGCUUCGGGGGAUGUGUAGAUUCCGCUGAUACCCCCUCUGCUCUUUUUGUAGAUGUAUGAAUUGGUCUGUUGUGCUGGGUUGUGGUUCCGCUGUUAGGUUUUAGGUUUCCAUGUUUUGAUCCCAUCGGCUGUAGGCGCUGGUAGAUGUCAUCAGAGGGUUGUUUUUGUGGUUAGGGUUCGGUGAUUUCUGCUGAAUAGGUAGGCUAUGUAUUUGUUUCGGCUAGUUGGUUCAUGGCAGUUCUACUCCAACCCUUCUGAUUUUCAUUGUAGUUGUUUGUAUUUUGGUAGUAUUAAUUGUUCCCCUGUAUUAGGAUUUUUUUCAGUGCUUAUUCCCAUAUGAGAUUUUUGCAGAGUGAGAAGUGUAGUCCCAGGGGUAAUCCCAUGUAUUUCUCUGUGCUAUCAUUGUAAUUCCUGCUUAUUUACUUUGUAAUUUCAUGCGUAGUAGCACUGUAAUUUGUUCUGACUUCUAGUGUUAGAUUUUGCAGUGUUGCACAUCCAGUGUAGCCUUCUUAAUCUGCAAAUAGCAGGUAUAUGCCCAGUAUGUCCCAGAUAUUCAUUGUAAUAUGCCCCAGAGUUUCUCUGUAAAUUUGAACUUCUUUUACACUGUAAUUUGCCCAAGAUUUACGUUCUAAUCCCGUAGAUGUAUACUGUAAAAUGCCCCAGAUUUACUAUGUAUAUUUCAGCUUAUUUUACUCUGUAAUUUGACUGAGAUUUACACUGUAAUCCCCUAGAUUUUAUAGUGUAAUAUGCCCUAGAUUUUCUGUGUAUUUUUUGAGCUACUUUUACUCUGUAAUUUGACCAAGAUUUACACUAUAAUCCCCUAGAUUUGCACUGUAAUACGUCCCAGAUAUUACACUGUAAUUUGACCGGGAUUUACACUGGAAUUCGCCUCAUAUUUACUAUGUAAUUUGACCGAGUUUUACACUGUAAUUGUCCAGAUUGCACUGUAAUAUGUCCCAGAUAUUACACUGUAAUUUAACCAGAAUUUGGCUCAGAUUUACUCUGUAAUUUGUCUGAGAUUUACACUGUAAUUCCCCAGUUUUUCCACUGUAAUUUGACUGUAACUUUCAGCUGCAUUACUCUGUAAUUUUGUUUCAUUCUCCGCAACUUUUGAGCUACAUUCUUGUGCCAUAUUCAUGUGUUCAGAGCUAGCUCUCGGAUAUGUAUCUCAUUAGUUUUUUAUGAUUUGUUUUGCUUUUUAGUCUAAUGGGUAGGCUACGGAAAGACUCUUACCAGGACGGUCCAUUGGCAUCAUCUAUUGAGAGUGCAGUUUCUUUAAAUGAUCCAUUUGUGCCUAAUGACUUCGUGGACGAUGGUUCUAAUGCUAUGUCAUUGGAACUUUCUAGUGAUGAUGGAGGCUUUGACAAAGCUCUAUUCAAGUUCUAUAUGAAUCAUAAAGUGAAAUCAUUGAAGAGGAAAUUAUUGUGUGCUGGAAGAAGGAAUGCUGUCAGUUCCCCUUGUUAUACUAAGCUCUCGCAUGGCUUUAGUUUGUCCUUCUCUUUAAUGUUGCAUUGCAGUUUUCCAGUGCUGUAGUUCUGUAUUUAGGUCAUAAUUAAUCUUGUUUCCUUCUGUAUCCUAUUGUUUGUUUGCACAUCUCAUGGAAUUUCAGUGGUUUUCCUCUACAAUUUAACUGUAA